AUGUGGCGGCCCCAAAUUCCUCACAAGGCGAUCGACGUGGAAGUGGACUGCGGCCCGGGCGUCCCCUGCCGCCUGCUGCGGGUCGACAUUGACGUGUCCGAGGUUGCACGCAAGCAGUUCCUCGGCGGCUUCAAGCACCGCGUGACGGGUUCGACCUACCACCACGCGGUAACGCAGACGCCCCCAUCCGCGCCGCGCCCCCGGCCGCCGCCGCGCGCCUGCCGCGACACCCAGACGGUGCACCAGGCGGCGCGCGGCGCGCAGACGCUGCGGGAGGCGGCGACGCAGAUGCCGCGGCCGGGGGUGGUGCUGGACGUUUCCGAGGACCGGCUAGUCACCCCCAGGACCUACGUCACCGCCCGCGAAGUUCAAGCCGUGCGGCAGGCCGCCGCGCUGACCGUGCAGCGCUUUGCACGUGGCUGGGCGGCGCGGCGGCGUGCGGGGCAGCUGCGGGGGCACAAGGAGGAGCGGGAGGCGUUCCUACGAGAGCGCGAGGGGCGGCGCAUCGCGGACGCUGAGGAUGCGCGCAGGCGCCAGGUGCAGCGGCGCAUGCACCCUGCAAAGCGCACCGACUUUCAGGUCCUGGAGACUGAGCUGGACGCGUGGCGGCGCCAGGAGACCGCGCGCAUCAAGGCCGCAGGGCUCGGCCCCGAUAAGGAGCAGGACGCCCUGCGGCUGCUGCUCGCCAAGGAGACGCGGCUGCUGCAGACGAUCGACCGCCUGCGCGUUAACGCCAAGUACGAGGCGCGCGACGCGGCGGCGCACCGUACGCUGAGCGCGAUGGCGGCCCCGAAAACAUGGGAGCUUAAGAACGGCGCCAAGGUCUUGGUGCACACACCCACGACCGCGCGUGCGCGUGAGCUCCAGCAGCUGCACCGCGGCCUGGCUCUGACCGACCUCAGCGUGGACGAGCGCCUGGACCUGCUGCUGCACGUCAAGUGGACCGCCAAAGAGUUUGACUGCCGUUUGACCAGGGAGAUCGUGCAGCUCAUUGACAGGGAGGCAGACCUGCUCAACAGAGAAGGGGAAUUGAAGGAGGCGGGGUUUGGAGACGGUGGGCCGGAGGAGCUGGGUUCGUAA
Molecule: messenger RNA, 1080 nt
Organism: Monoraphidium neglectum
Lineage: Eukaryota; Viridiplantae; Chlorophyta; Chlorophyceae; Sphaeropleales; Selenastraceae
Product: IQ and ubiquitin-like domain-containing protein
Exons: 5
Coding region: 1-1080 (359 amino acids)
Molecular function (GO): protein binding
Source: RefSeq, a predicted model, not a curated record